Molecule: messenger RNA, 3926 nt
Organism: Sitodiplosis mosellana (orange wheat blossom midge)
Lineage: Eukaryota; Metazoa; Arthropoda; Insecta; Diptera; Cecidomyiidae
Product: protein argonaute-3
Exons: 12
Coding region: 494-3448 (984 amino acids)
Biological process (GO): regulatory ncRNA-mediated gene silencing
Cellular component (GO): P granule
Molecular function (GO): protein binding; piRNA binding
Source: RefSeq, a predicted model, not a curated record
AGCGACAAACACCAACACGGCGUUGUGGUCACAACAAAUAACACUUUCGUUGUGUGUGUGCGAUGUCGCAGCUCUUACUUCGACCGAGAUGUAAAGCCUUGCUCUCUCUCUCGCUCUCUCUCUCUCUUUUCAUCCAACAGGUUCAAACAUGUGAAAUCCCAUCUCGCAAACUGCUGGCACCACGCUAUAACACGAAGCGUACAUUUCACAGCAAAAACGUUGCCUUAUAUACAAACCAAUAGAGAGAUCGUCGUCAUUCAAGUCGGAGUAGCCAAAUGUGUGUAACAUUUUUUGUUAGCUAAGCAUAAAUUCAGUGCAAAAUAAAUAUCCGUUAUUCAAAUCAAUUGAUGUAAAAUUUUGAUAGACACGUGUUUAGAGAAGAUACAUAAAGAGAGACAUAUUGUGAAAAAAGCCGCGUUUUUUUCGUUGGAAAAUUGAUAAAAAAAGGAUUUUUUUCGAAGUGAUUUGUUGAAAUAAAGAAAAAAAGAAGAAGAUGUCCAAUCAAGAUUCGGGUGAUCGCAAGCCGUUUGGCCGCCAUACACAGGUCACGUCGUCGAGCGGACUAAAAUCAGAAAGUGGUUACAAAACGCCUGGAAGGAGCGAUGAAACACCGCCAAUUGUUAGCGGCCGUGGUCGAAUGCUUGCUGCUUUGGCAGCGCAAACGACCGAGCCAAAGGAGAUAGCGUCAUCGACGUCAUCGCCGGCGGCCAUGGGCCGUGGUCGACUUCUAUCCAUGCUGCAAACUGGUUCACUCGGCGAAUCAACGGGAAAAUCAGCCGAACAAUCCACAUCAUCGGACGAACAACGCAAAUCACAAAGCAUCGGCGAAACAAAACGAACCGAAACUGGUGGACGUGGCAAGUUUAUGGCUAUGCUACAACCGCCACAAGAGCAACAUGAACCACAAGCUGUACAAGGUGCUCCAGUUGGACGUGGUAGACUUAUGUCGAUGCUUGUCGGCAGCCAACCGGCCAGCCAACAGCAGCCACCAGCGACACAACAGCAAGAGGAACAACCUGGGAUGAUGUCAACCACAGAUGCGCUCGCCCAAUUACGGAUUCGACGCAAGGAAGAAUCAAAAUCGAGCGGUUCAACAAAGGCUCCAACCCUGCAACAGUAUGAAUCGAUGGCGGCUCACUUCGAAGAUUUUGUUCCCGAAGUGGCCGAAGCAAAGAUGGGCAGAUGCGGUACACGCAUUCAGGCACUGACGAACUACAUUCGGCUUCAAGUCGAUAAGGAUAAGGGUGUCUUCGAAUAUGAGGCACGAUUUGAUCCGCCGGUGCAUUCAAACCAAGUUCGCUUUAAGCUGUUGAAUCAACAACUUGAUGCCAUUGGCCGAACGAAGACAUUCGACGGUGUCAAACUUUGUUUGCCCGCACUUCUACCAGAUCGUGUGACACAAUUGACAAGCAUCAACCCCAACGAUAAUUCGGAGGUCACAAUCACACUGAUCUACAAAGGUCGCAAAACGUUUGCCGAGUGCCAGCAAUUGUAUGGCAUUCUCUUUGCAAACGUUAUGAAAAUUCUGAAAUUUGUUCGGUUCGGCACAAAGGAUUUCGAUCCAUCCGAACCAAAGGUCAUUCCGCAGCACAAACUGGAAAUUUGGCCCGGAUAUGUCACAGCGGUCGAAGAGUGUCAUGAUGGUGUAAUGCUGUGCGUUGAUGUCACCCAUCGUGUUCUGCGUCAAACGGCUGUAAUUGAAAUAUUGCAGCAUGCCUUCCGAAAUGCUCGAGGCAAUAUGGAAGAUUUCCAGAAAAAGUGCGAAUCAGCCCUCAUUGGUGCCAUGGUUUUGACCAGAUACAACAACAAGACAUAUCGUAUUGAUGACAUCGAUUGGGAUCAAACACCAAUGAACACAUUCCAGACAAAAACCGGCGAAGUGUCUUACGUUCAAUACUACAAGCAACAGUAUGGCAUCGACAUCAAGGAUUUGAAGCAACCAUUGCUCAUCAGCCGUGAAGAUAAACGUGUUGCUGGUCAACAGGAGAAAGUGACAUUCACAUUCUCCAUCAUUCCGGAGAUCAGCUACUUAACAGGCUUAACAGAUGAACAACGUGCGGACUUCAAGGUCAUGAAAGAUGUGGCCACAUUCACGCGCAUUUCACCAAAUCAACGUGCCAAUGAAUUGGUGCAAUUCUGUCGUCGUGUUAACGAUUGUGCCGAAACGCGGCAAUUGUUGGCCAACUGGGGCCUAACAUUGUUGGAUAAUGCCGUUGGUCUCGAUGCGCGUCUAAUGGAAGAGGAACGUGUAAUUUUUGCCAACAACAAAACAUUCGGAGUGGGUCCAAACGCUGAUUUUGGCAAAUAUUGCACCAACAAUGAACAGAUGUCGGUGGUUCCGCUGCAUAAUUGGCUAUUGAUCCACGUGAAAAAUGAUGCAAAGGCAGCGAAAGCAUUCGUUGAAUGCAUGGAACGCAACUCACGUCCAAUGGGCAUCACGGUGAGCAAACCGAAAAUUAUCGUUCUGGAUAACGAUAAAACGGACACAUAUGCAGCGACAUUGCGUCAGGCGCUUAACGUGCAAACACAAAUUGUUGUGUGCAUCUGCCCGACAGCGCGAGACGAUCGCUAUGCUGCAAUCAAGAAGAUUUGCUGCGCUGAAUCGCCAAUCCCAUCACAGGUGAUCAACGCUCGUACAUUGAGCAACGAUGCCAAGAAUCGUUCGAUCGUUCAAAAGAUCGCAUUGCAAAUGAACUGCAAACUGGGUGGUUCAUUGUGGAGCAUCAACAUCCCGUUGAAAAACGUGAUGAUCGUUGGCAUUGACACGCAUCACGACAAGAAAACUGGCUCGGUUUCAGCGUUCGUCGCAUCGAUGAAUGAUACCUAUACCAAUUGGUAUAGCAAGGCGGUCAUGCAAAGUAAAAACGAAGAGUUGGUCCGUGGAUUGGUUGUGUCACUGCAACAUGCGUUGCAACAUUACAAGAAGGUCAAUAACACACUCCCAAAGAAGAUCAUCAUCUUCCGCGAUGGUGUUGGUGAUGGCCAAUUGAAAGUGGUCAAAGAUUACGAAUUGGCGCAGAUGAAACAGGCCUGUUCACUCAUCUCCGAAGACUACAAACCACCAUUCACAUUUGUCGUGGUGCAAAAGCGCAUCAAUGCCCGAUUCUACGUGAAAAAAGGAGGCCAAGCUGAGAAUCCAAGCCCUGGUGCUGUGUUGGAUCACACAAUCACACGGCGUGGCAUGUAUGACUUUUAUUUGGUGCCACAAAGUGUUCGCCAAGGUACUGUCACACCCACACACUGCGUCGUCCUUGAGGAUGAGACCGGAAUGCAACCGGAUCAUCUGCAACGUUUGACAUACAAACUGUGCUUCUUGUACUACAAUUGGCCGGGCACGGUUCGAGUACCAGCGUGCUGUCAGUAUGCUCACAAAAUGGCAUUCUUGGUUGGACAGUCAUUGAAACGGGAACCAGCCGAACAGCUCAGCGAUCGAUUGUUUUACCUUUGAAUUUCUUUUUUUUUUACAUUUGCAGCCAAACAGAAUGAAUCAAAAAUUUCACAUCGUAUUUAUUCAUAAACUUAGAUAAUUCUUUUCGACAGCCUCACAACAAAAUUAGGAGGAAAAACCAAUUUUUUUGAUAAUUUUUUUAAAGGACUUUCAUUCUGUUUGGUUCAAAUGAAUCAAUGAUAAGAUCAAGAUAAAUAAGAAUUCCAUCUGUUUUCAUCAGUUGCUUUAAGUAGAAGAAUAGAAGAAUAUUGAAAUUUCAUUUGGUACGAAUCUGGUAGAUUUGUAAAAGAUUUUUCAUCGAAAAAUUAGUUGCAAUUUUUUGUUUUUGCAAAGAAUACCAAUUUUAGAUGAUAAGUCAUCAAAUCAUUUUUGUGUAAAAGUUGAACGAAGAAAUCAACUUGAUCAUGGACAUAUAUUGAAGAAAAUGUAUUAGAAUACAGAAAAAAAUUAAUAAACUUCAUUAAAAUUUACGAAAAAA